Molecule: messenger RNA, 1662 nt
Organism: Lachancea lanzarotensis
Lineage: Eukaryota; Fungi; Ascomycota; Saccharomycetes; Saccharomycetales; Saccharomycetaceae
Gene: SPT10
Product: LALA0S11e05424g1_1
Exons: 1
Coding region: 1-1662 (553 amino acids)
Molecular function (GO): acyltransferase activity, transferring groups other than amino-acyl groups
Source: RefSeq, a predicted model, not a curated record
AUGGAGCACGAUGUUAGUCAAGAUAAUCUGACCAACACUCCUUUACAGCCGAAAUCUAUAUUGUUGAAGGAUGGGGAAACAACGGCCACCAUGUAUCCGAUUCCGGCAAAUGCAGAGCAGGUUCCAGCUGGUCUGCUGGCGUUUCUGCUAGACGAAUUCAACAUGGAAAUUGAAAAAGGUGAUAGUUUGCCGUAUUACGAAUCCCUAACGGUUGAUAGAUUUUGCGAAACAUGGUUUCAUGCUGAAGGAUUGGUAUGCGUUAUGGUGCUUGGCGAAAUUCCAGAACUCGAUUACAGUAAUUCUGUUGAUUCGGGUGAUUCUGCGGCUGCUUGUGACGACCCGCAAGCGGAAAUUACGAGACACACACUUCAGUACAUGCGACGUAAGGAACGUCGGAAUCUGAACUUGAAUAUACAAUGGGAAAAACAGUGCUUAGGAGCGUUCAGUCUGCAGCCCGCGUACCCUGGACGUUCUUCGCAUGUGGUGACCGCCUCAUUUCUCGUGAAUGCAGGAAUCAGGGGUAAAGGAAUAGGGAGAACUUUGGUAGAGUGUUUCUUGAAUUGGGCACCUCAGCUUGGUUUCACAUCGUCAGUUUUCCCGCUGGUUUAUGGUACGAAUGUCGGAAUACGACGUAUCUUGGAGACAUUGAAUUUUAGAAGGGUUGGGAAGCUGCCAGAGUCCGCAAUUCUCAAAGGUUGUGACGUCCCGGUAGAUUCCUUCAUUUAUGCGAAAGAAUUCACCCACGUAUCCAAAAGCAUUGACUUACUGAACGAGCCCAAUAAGCACUUUGCUAAAUAUGAACGACUGCGGUACUAUCUUGAAAGUGGUAAAUACCCCGAAUAUUGCGAUAGAACUGAAAAGGCGAGACUACGUGCUAGCGCCAAAUAUCAUAUGGUUCAAAAUGGGAAACUGAUGCGUCAAGGUAGAGAAGUUGUUUACGACCCAGAAAAGCAGUUAGAAGUGGCCUUUGAAGUGCAUCAAGUGGCACAUCAAGGUAUCAACAAAGUUACAACAAUUCUUGCCGAGCGCUAUCACUGGAAAGGCAUAAAAAACACUGUGGCACGGAUUGUGGCCGCUUGCCCACUCUGCAAGAAUAAUCAACACGGCGAUAUUGGAAUAGUUGUAGAGGCCGGAUCCCCACAACAACAAGCACGUAUGGCCGUUCGCAGCAAUGAAGUGGACGACUCCUCUCAGUUAAGCAAAAUGGCUGCUGCUGUAAUAGGUAGCUUGCAAGGUCCUUUGUCACACUCAGACCGAAUCGCGACGGAGGACAUGCCAUCCAAUAAAAAAUCCAAACCUAGCAUUCAUCGACUGAAAUUUAAUGGGCACGAUAAAACUCGUAUUGAUACACAAGAAAUUUUGGGGAAUGAUCAGUCCAUGAAUAGCUUCAACUCAUACACUCCCUCACAAACAAACACGAAACGCCGCUACCUGGAUGUAGCUUUGAGCUCUGGGUCAGGUAAAAACUCUAGUGUCUCUCUCAAUGACAUUUCCAGCGGGCCUGCAACAGUUGAAAUAGACGAUCCCGAUGAUACGCAUAUGGUUGACGAUGCUCUUUUAAACCUCGAGGACAACGUCAUGGCUGCUGUCGAAGCGGUUCAGCGUAAUAAACGUAAAAAUGAUCAAUUUGAGCAUGGCUCUGAUGACCAGCACUUUUUCUAA